Messenger RNA from Leptidea sinapis, 1065 nucleotides. It is a transcript of the gene CSN8, whose product is annotated as COP9 signalosome complex subunit 8. Gene Ontology annotation, biological process: protein deneddylation; COP9 signalosome assembly. The coding region runs from base 103 to 660 and encodes 185 amino acids. Gene Ontology annotation, cellular component: COP9 signalosome. The transcript is spliced from 4 exons. The record is from RefSeq and is a predicted model, not a curated record. NCBI's taxonomy places the organism in Eukaryota, Metazoa, Arthropoda, Insecta, Lepidoptera, Pieridae.
CCAAGCGGUAAGGCAAGUGCCAAGUGCGGCUUUUAGUAAAUACGACUUGCAAAUAAUUACUAUUUCGAAAAGAAUUCCCUAUUAUUUUCUACUAGUGGUAUCAUGAUUACAAAUUUUGAUAAACUGUGCGGUGAGCUUGAGAAACAAGAGCUAGAGGCUCCCAAUGGUGUGGCACCAGCAGCAACAUAUGCUCAAUUACUAGCAAUUUAUUUAUAUCAGAAUGAUUUGUGUAAUGCUAAAUUCCUAUGGAAGAGAAUACCUCAGAACAUCACAUCUAGUAAUCCGGAGAUUUCAGCAAUUUGGGCAGUUGGACAAAAAUUAUGGAAGAAGGAUUUACCAAGAAUGUAUCAAGCACUUGCUGCCUACCAUUGGGUGGAGCCAGUUGCAACUAUUAUGAGGGCUCUUGAAGAAAGAGCACGAGAAAGAGCAUUGAAUCUAAUAGGAAAAUCAUACAGUUCGAUAUCAAUUGAAUCAGUUCUGGCAGUGACAGGCCUGAGCAAGGAGGCUGUGCUGCAAAUUUGCAGAGAACGAAAGUGGGAGCUUGAUGAUGACGGUGUAACAGUCCGACCAGUACCUCCAGUUCAGCCCACUCCGUUACAUACAUCUAGUGAAGACCAACUGUUCAAGCUGACCGACUUUGUAACAUUCUUAGAGAGCUAAAUAGGUCAGUUUUUAAAUUUCAUUAUAUUUUGCCAUAUCAAAGAAUUGUUAAUCUGUUCGGAUCACUGCGCUAAUCUGAAGUCCACUGGAAGUAUUCACACAUUUUUUUUAUUGUUUUAUAAUUGAUAAUUUCCUCAGCAUUAAAAAUUUAAUAUAAAUAAUUUAACAUAAAUUUAACUGUCAGUGUUAAGAUAAGUUAAGUUAACACAGUGUAAGGUUAACUGUCAACCUCAAAUUUUUUCGACUUUUUCACAGCUGUCACAGUCUCUAGACGUAUAAAUAAUCCAAGGUCCAGUUUUAAAAACUGCCCUUAAGAAACUUGUUGUGUGUGACAUACCCGGCUUUUGAAUUGUAUAAGACUGUAAGUAUAUGAGUUUAAAUAAAACCAGAAAUUAUUAUAAAAAA